Molecule: messenger RNA, 1941 nt
Organism: Agrilus planipennis (emerald ash borer)
Lineage: Eukaryota; Metazoa; Arthropoda; Insecta; Coleoptera; Buprestidae
Product: plexin domain-containing protein 2
Exons: 8
Source: RefSeq, a predicted model, not a curated record
UUUAUGAACAUUCACACAUCAUACAAAAGAGAGUUUUCCCAGAAGUUUUAACUUCUAUCGGUGAUACAAACAAUCAUAGUAACGUACAACCACCAAUUACAUCAACCAUCUCUAGUGUUAACAAUAUUACUGAAAACGGGAUCGAUCAAAACAUAGACAAUAAGAAACCUCUUCCUCCUCCACCUAAAGAAGUGAAAACUAUAAGGAAUUUUGGUGAAAAUGGCACUGGAAUUUGGUGGAACAUUACAACCACUACAGUCAAACCGCAAAUAUCGAUGACGUCGAAAAUCACUGAAGCGCCAAUAAAAACUCCUCCAGAGAAAACUAACAUUGAUGUGGUUGAUCAUGAUCAUUUUCUAAAAGGAAAUUUCUCUAUAACUGACAAAGAUGAUUUAUUAUUUCCUGAUGAUACCAUCAGCUACAACGACACCUUUCUUAACAAGCACAACAUUACCAGUACUAAAACUGAUACUCAUAUUUACUACAAUAGUGCACUUACAGUGGGUGAAGAAUAUGCGAGACAAUAUUGGGUGGACAUGACCAACAGAAGUGAUGUGAAAGUACAUCAGCUUCUAUCUAACUCAUAUAGAAGAGCAUCGACUAUAAGGUUGUCCUUUGAAUUCCCAUAUUACGGUCAUCCUGUAAGGAAUAUCACGAUAGCAACAGGUGGUUUUCUAUAUACUGGUGUAGAUAUACACUCAUGGUUGGCUGCUACUCAAUAUGUGGCUCCUUUGAUGGCUAAUUUCGACACAAGUGUACACAAUGACAGUCACGUUAAAUACUUAGAUAAUGGUACGGCAUUAACUGUAGAAUGGGAAAAAGUGUAUUUACAAGACAAUACUGAAGGAGGACAAUUCACUUUCCAAGUAACUCUUGUGAACAAUGGAGACAUUAUAUUUGUAUAUAAAAACGUUCCUUUAUUGGUAGAAAAUAUUCGCGAUGAGAAACAUCCAGUUAAAGUUGGUAUCAGUGAUGCUUAUGUGCGAGAUAGAACGCUAUUCAUGGUUCGACGGAAAACUAUUUAUGAAUACCACAAGGUCAGUUUUAAAAAAGAAGAUAUCAAGAACUGGACCGUAAUUCACUUAACUGCCUUACCUACUUGCCCUACAAGCAAAGACUGCGUAAGCUGCUUAUCGGAAAGCCUAGCAAGUUUUAAGUGCUCUUGGUGCCCCAAAAUGAACAAAUGUUCGAACGGUUAUGACAGAAGUAGGCAGACAUGGUUAACUAUGGGAUGCGACAAGGUUCAAAUCGUCAACGAGUCUCUCUGUCAAUCAGGUAGUAGCAGUAGUGCUGCUGAAGUUUACGAAGACACACUACACGACCGAGACGUCUCCUUCGUACACGCCUCCCGGAGUGAAGCCUUGGAUGGUUCGGUAAACAUCGGUCUCUCCGGCAUCAUGACGAUCAUUUGCAUGAUAGCGUUCUCCGGUGGUCUAGGAGUUUGGAUUCUUUAUGCUUAUCGUAACCCACACACAACUAGCGGACAAAUGCUUAUCAGGUAUCGUCCUAGUCAAUGGCGGUGGAGAAGGGGGGAAGCUCGAUACACAGCAGCUACAAUCCAUAUGUAACAAACCAGCAAUUGAAGUGUGCCUUUUUUAUUGAAAUUGUAGGUACUGUUAGUCACAUUAAAAUUUGUGUUAAAAAACAUUGCAAACCGGUAUAGUGUAGAAAGAGAUUUUUUCUGAACCAAACCAAUUGUCUUAAGAUCUGCUCUAUUUAUAUUUUAUGAGAAAAUGGUUUGCAUAAAGUAUCUCUCUUCUAUUCGCAUAAUGAAAAGCAUUUUUAGGGUACGUAUUAAUGCAGACUGAAUUCAGACACUUAUUGGAAUUUACAAUCUCAUCGUAAAUUUUAAUAUUAAAACGAUAUCAUAUUGGAACUGUGAUAUCAACUGUUUUGAAUUAAAAAUUGAUUUUUGAUAUCAACUGUUAUGGAUUAAAAAUU